UGCUCCCAUCUAUCAGUGGGCUCCAGCAGGAAGAUUGCUUCUUCUCUCUCUCCUCCAAGUCUUGGGGACUAAGUCUUCAAUCUGUGGGACUUGACAGUAUAGUGUCAGAAUUGAACUGGAGGACAGAGCUGCUCAGCUCCAAAAAAAACUCCCGGGACCAUCUCCACCUCUGGCCCAUCCUUGGGUCUAGCGACAAAGCCUGCAGGUGGCGCCACCAUGCGGCAGAAAGUGGUAUCGCUCUUCUUGUGCUACCUGCUACUCUUCACCUGCGUCGGGGUGGAAGCAGGGGAAAGCAGAGAUUCAGAAAAGAAAAAGAGCUCAGAGGACAGUGACUCCGGGUUCUGGAGAGCCGUGACCUUCAUGGCUGUCGGAGGAGGGCUGGCCGUGGCGGGGCUGCCUGCCCUGGGCUUCACCGGGGCCGGCAUCGCGGCCCAUUCGGUGGCUGCGUCGCUGAUGAGCUGGUCUGCCAUCGCGAAUGGGGGCGGCGUGCCCGCUGGGGGUCUGGUGGCCACCCUGCAGAGCCUCGGGGCUGGAGGCAGCAGUGUCCUCAUGGGAAAAAUUGGUGCCCUUCUGGGCUACACUGCCCACAAGGUCACAGAAAGCACGAAAGAGGAGGAAGAAUAGCCAGCAGCUGUCAGGAACUGUCUCCCUCCUUGCCCUCCCUUCCAGGGAGAAUCUAACACUUCCUCUGUCACUCUUCCCCCAACGACCUAAAUGGGAAAACAGACUACAUUUCUCUCAGAAAACACUUUGUCCUUUAACCUUACAAAACCAAACUAUGUAUCCUAAUCGUAUGUACCCCCAUAUUAAUCUGAAAAAAAGAUAAAAGAAAACACUUUGUCCCCUUGCAAAUCACCCUUUGCAAUGAGAAGGCCAACAAGAUCUGGCCCUGGCCUGCUCCAUCCACACACCCCCACUCCCAUUUUCCUGUCAAGCCAACCACAGCUCCUGGAAUAAAACCAGUUGAUUUUGCGUCUGGGCCUUA
Messenger RNA from Otolemur garnettii (small-eared galago), 985 nucleotides. It is a transcript of the gene IFI6, whose product is annotated as interferon alpha inducible protein 6. Bases 217 to 624 code for a protein of 135 amino acids. Gene Ontology annotation, biological process: apoptotic signaling pathway; negative regulation of mitochondrial depolarization; negative regulation of extrinsic apoptotic signaling pathway in absence of ligand. Lineage: Eukaryota; Metazoa; Chordata; Mammalia; Primates; Galagidae. The record is from RefSeq and is a predicted model, not a curated record. Gene Ontology annotation, cellular component: membrane; mitochondrion. The transcript has 5 exons.